CAGGUAUUAAUGGCGCAUUCCGGUGCAUACUUUGUUAAUUUGUACUGGCAUUUUCCGAAGGAAAUGCUAAGUGAAUUUGUUUUAUUUAAAGAUCAUCCGGAUGGUUCAUUGUUUAUUCCGGAGAGGAUAUCUUAUCAACAAUUGGUAGAAAUGAUUAAUGAAAAUUGUUGCUUUGGAGAAGGUUGGAGAAUUAAAGAGAUUACUUUAAUAGUUACUCAACCCGAUGGUUCGUUGAAUUUCAUAAGACUGAAUAACGAUAGUGUUCUUCAGUAUAUUUAUUACCUUCCUUCUAUGUCCAUGGUGUAUUUGCAUUUAUCGUUGGAGACAAUUACACCGGUUACACAGGUUGAGGAUGUGUGGGGAUGUUACCGGGGAGUGGUGGAUGUUGAGGGUGUGUCUACUUCGCAUGUACGUAAUUUUGGAGAAGGGACAAGCUCAACAAUGCAAUGGGAAAAUGAGAACUGGGAAGAAGAAGAAGGCGAUGAAGAUUUCAUUCCUGGUGAAGAUGAUUUCACUGAUGAGACCUCCGAAAGCGAAUCAGACAGGUCUAUAAACGAGGAAAGUGAACCCGAAUUGAUUGAAGAGGAAGACCCUCUUCCUAGUGGUGGUCGCCACAUUUAUCGCGAGAUGGGUGAAUGUGAGCCAUCAAAGAUAGAUGAAAACGAGUAUGCUCUUCCAUUAUGGAAUGGCGACAUUGGGACCAUCCGUUUGGGUACAGUUUUUAGAAGCAAGGAAGAGGCACAAUCGGGUAUCUUGGCUUGGAACGUUGAUAGGCUGAGGGCGGUUCGAACAAUAUAUUCUAACCAAAAGUCAUUCAAAGUGGUCUGCAGAUCUAAUGAAGACGAACCUUGUGUGUGGAAGGUUCGAGUGACUAAGAAACGGGUUCAUGAAAUAUGGGAAUUAACUGAAUGGACUGACAGACACACUUGUAUGCAACGGGUUGAAAGAAAUGACCACAGAAACGUAACCGCCCGUAUGAUUUCAAAUCUUGUAGUUAACAAGAUUGAAAAAAAAUUGGACUACAACGUUACAUUAAUCCAAGCCGAUGUGAAACAAUGCUGGAAAGUCGAUGUAAGCUACAAGAAGGCGUGGCACGGCAGGAGAAAAGCCAUCGAGCGUGUGUAUGGCUGCUGGGAAUUGAAUUUUGCAGAACUCCCUCG
This is a messenger RNA of Striga hermonthica, 1160 nucleotides long. Lineage: Eukaryota; Viridiplantae; Streptophyta; Magnoliopsida; Lamiales; Orobanchaceae. The record is from the annotation of a GenBank genome assembly.